AUGGAUCUAUUUAAAUUAAUUGAUGACGACGAUGAUGAAGUCAUCGAGUUUUUUAAUUACCAACGACGAUUGUACACAGUUCGUAAGCGUAUCGAUCAUAUGACUUUUUGGGAUGAUGAAGAUUUUCGAGCGAGAUUUAGAAUCUCAAAAGGAGUAGUUCUUCAAGUAUUGGGUUAUAGAGAUGAUCAAAUAUCUUCUCAAUCASAAAGAAAUCAUGCUGUGACAUCCAUUACCAAACUUCUAUUAACCCUCAGAUUUUAUGCUACUGGAAAUUUUCUGAUUACUGCAGGAGAUUUCAUUGGAGUUAGCAAAACUACAGCAUCAUUAAUUGUAAAAAAUGUCAGUGUUGCAAUAGCAAGACUGCGACCCAAGUUCAUUAAAAUGCCAGAAACCGAAGGAGAAAUAAAUGCAAUACAACGUCAGUUUUAUGAAUUGGCUAAGUUUCCUAGAGUUAUUGGUGCUAUUGAUUGCAGCCAUGUCAAAAUACAAAGCCCAGGUGGAGAGAAUGCAGAAUACCUCCGUAACAGAAAAUGUUAUUUUUCUAUCAACGUCCAAACCAUUGCCAGUCCUGAUUUAAAAAUUAUGGAUAUUGUAGCUCGUUGGCCAGGAUCUAGCCAUGACCAGACAAUAUUUAAAAAAUCAAGUGUUUGUGAAUUAAUAAAUGGCAAAUGAGGGAAUGGUUUGAUAGUUGCUGAUAGUGGUUAUGCUAAUUCUCGUCAUGUUGUCACACCAUUUAUUAACCCUCAAYAUGAGAUUGAAAGUCUGUAUAAUGAAUCAAUUAUAAGAACGAGAAAUCCUGUGGAAAGGUCUUAUGGAGUUUUAAAACGAAGGUUUCCAGCAAUAUCUUUUAGAUUAAGAUUAAAGUUAGAGACAACUCAAGCCGUAAUAGUUGCUUGUUGUGUUUUACAUAAUAUAGCAACUGAAAACAAUGAUCUUAAUCCACCAGCGUUAUUAGACAUGGUACUACCAGGAAAUGAAAAUGUAAAUAUAGUAGAAGAAAUAAUAGAAGAAGGAAAUGCACGUCAACAGUUUAUAGACGAAUAUUUUGCACAUUUAUUGUAUUAG
Messenger RNA from Diuraphis noxia (Russian wheat aphid), 1065 nucleotides. Its product is annotated as putative nuclease HARBI1. The record is from RefSeq and is a predicted model, not a curated record. NCBI's taxonomy places the organism in Eukaryota, Metazoa, Arthropoda, Insecta, Hemiptera, Aphididae.